Mesorhabditis belari is the source of this 3300-nucleotide messenger RNA. NCBI's taxonomy places the organism in Eukaryota, Metazoa, Nematoda, Chromadorea, Rhabditida, Rhabditidae. The record is from the annotation of a GenBank genome assembly.
AUGAGCGCCUCUUCUCACCUCAUAAUCCCUGGAAGGCUGAGUUUCAAAUUAAAAGAAUCUCGGCGCAUAUCGACUCUGGGGAAAACCACCGUCACUGAAAGGAUUUUAUACUAUGCGGGGAAAAUUGAUUCGAUGCACGAGGUAAAAGGGAAAGAUGACGUGGGAGCCACGAUGGAUUUUAUGGAAUUGGAGCGACAACGAGGCAUCACUAUUCAAUCAGCCGCCACAUACAUUGACUGGCAUGGAACAAAUAUAAAUAUCAUCGAUACGCCAGGUCACGUUGACUUUACGGUCGAAGUGGAGCGCGCACUUCGAGUGCUUGAUGGAGCCGUUUUGGUGUUGUGUGGUGUAGGAGGCGUGCAAAGUCAAACUUUUACCGUCAACCGUCAAUUAUCUCGCUAUAAAGUUCCCUUCAUUUGUUUUGUCAAUAAAAUGGAUCGCACUGGGGCUACUCCUUUUCGUGCCGUCGAAGGCCUACGAGGCAAAUUAGGGCACAACGCGUCGCUAAUUCACUUGCCAAUUGGAAAGGAUUCCGAUUUUCGCGGGAUCGUAGAUUUGAUAAACGAGUGUGCUAUUUAUUAUGAAGGAGAAGGUGGACUAACAGUACGAAAAGAUGAAAUCCCUCAAGAUCUACGUGUGCAAGCAAAAGAUCUACGAGACGAAAUGAUUGAACAUAUUGCAAACGGCGAUGAAGAAUUAGGAGAGCUCUUUUUGAAUGAUGUCAAACCAAAUGUUGAUCAAAUUCACUCAGCUAUUCGACGAUCUGUGGUAAAGCGUAGUUUCUUGCCAGUCUUAUGUGGUUCUGCUUUAAAAAAUAAGGGCGUUCAAACAAUGAUUGAUUCCGUUGUGCGUUAUCUACCGAAUCCAGGCGAAGUAACAAACCUUGCCAGUAUCAAAGAUGGUGAUAAGGAGAAGUCAAUUAUACUGAAUCCUGCUCGAAAUAAUUCAAAUCCGUUUGUCGGGCUUGCUUUUAAAUUGGAGGCAGGAAAGUAUGGCCAACUAACAUAUUUCCGAAUAUAUCAAGGACAGCUUUCGCGUGGUGAUACGGUUUACGCGAGUAAAGACGGCAGAAAGGUUCGCGUACAAAAAUUAGUUCGGAUGCAUGCUGCGGAUAUGGAAGAAGUGGAAACCGCUUAUGCCGGAGACAUUUGCGCCACAUUUGGAUUAGAUUGUCAUUCCGGAGAAACGUUUACAAGCAUGCCAGAGAACCCGCCACAUUGUGAAUCUAUGCAUAUUCCGGAGCCAGUUAUUUCAAUGUCAAAAAACCAGGAAUAUAACGCAGAGGCAAAAGAAACCGUUGUGAGUGGAAUGGGUGAAUUGCACUUGGAAAUUUAUGCUCAACGAAUGAAAAGCGAGUUCAAUUGUCCGGUUGAAUUGGGCAAACCAACUGUGGCCUAUCGAGAAUCUAUUGCGGAUCCAUACAAGUUUCACUAUCGGCACAAAAAGCAAACUGGAGGACAGGGUCAAUUUGGACAAAUCGAAGGAGUUCUCGAUCCAUUACCCCCAGAUCAGAAUACCAUCGUUAAAUUUACCGACGAGUGUUUUGGAAACAGCAUCCCAAAAAAUUUGUUCCCAGCUUUGAAGAAAGGUCUUGAUAUGAUUACACAGGAAGGCCCGUUAAUCAAGCAAAAGAUUGCUGGUAUAAAUGUGCGGAUACAAGAUGGAGAGACACAUGCGGUCGAUUCUACGGAAAUCGCGAUGAUUAAUACUAUGGCAAAUAUGAUGCGUGAAGCUUACGAAAGAGCUAACUGGAUUUUGCUGGAACCAAUUAUGAAAGUCGAGGUUACGACGCCCAGUGAUUUUCAGGGUAGUGUUGUUGCAUCUCUCACCCAACGAAACGCUUUAAUUGUUUCAACGGACUCGCAUGAAGGAUACACUACGAUCGUUUGUGAAACGCCGCUUUCUGAUAUGUUUGGCUACACGUCUUUGCUACGUUCAGUAACCGAGGGAAAAGGCGAAUUUAGUAUGGAGUAUUGCCGCUAUACUCCGACAUCAGCAACGACACAAGAAAGUUUACGCUUGCGCGACCGGCGAGCAAUGAGUGGUGGAGUUUAUGGCGGAGAUGAGGUCAGUGGAAUCGUUUUUGAUGCUGGCUCUCAUUCAUUUCGUAUUGGCUUUGCUGGAGAAGAAUUGCCAAACUUCGAUAUACCAUCGGUGGCUGGAAUCCAUGAAUACGAAACUAACGACGAGAAUUCGAUCAUGCGAAGAGAGAAAAAGGUUCACAUAGGAACUACGAAAAUGACUGUCCCUCGGUCGAAUUGUGAAAUGAAGAAUUUUAUGCACGAUGGAAUGAUCGACGAUUGGGAUCUUUUUGAACAAAUGCUCGACUUUGCCUACAAAGAUUGUCUUCGAACUGAAAGCCAAUAUCAUCCUGUACUAUUCUCAGAAAGCGCCUGGAACGAGAAAGCAAAGCGGGAAAAACUUACCGAGUUGAUGUUUGAAAAGUACAAUGUUCCCGCAUUCUUUGUCGUGAAAAAUGCAGUUUUGACAGCAUUUUCAAAUGGGCGUACUGCAGGAUUGGUCGUGGAUAGUGGAGCAACUCAAACAUCAGCUGUACCAGUCUUUGAUGGAUAUUGUGUAACUCAUGCCGUUGUUCGUAGUCCGAUUGGUGGGGAUCUCAUUUGUGAGCAGAUCGAGAAAAUGCUGGCUGAACAAAAAAUUGAUCUUGUGCCAACAUACAAGAUAAAGUCGAAGGAGGAGGUUAAUGAAAAUGAACCACCACGCUGGACAGAAAAGAAUGGUCUUCCCGAAGUCACGGAGAGUUACGAUAAAUACAUGCGAAAACAGAUUGUCGAAGAUCUUGCUCAGUCGAUACUUCAACUUUGUGAUUCACCUAUUGAUGUUGAAUCGGCGGAAAAGCUUCCAUCUUCCCCAUAUGGUUUUCCGAAUGGCUUCCACAAAGAAUUUUUGGCCGAACGCAUCAAGGUACCUGAAGGCCUUUUUGAUCUGAAAUACCUUCGUGAUGUGGACAAUUCCACGUUGAUGAACGUGAGCCAAAUUGCUUCGACGGCCUGUGGGAUGUGUGAUAUUGACAUCAGACCGAAUCUUUAUUCCAAUCUGCUCGUCACUGGCGGGAAUUCACUUAUUCUUGGAUUCACCGAACGCUUAAACCACGAUUUGGCACACAAAUGCCCACCGACUGUGAGACUGCGUUUAAGCGCUCCACCACCAGCAGAACGCCGCUUUGGACCAUGGAUCGGAGGAUCAAUUCUUGCCAGCGUGGGAACUUUCCAACAAAUGUGGAUAAGCAAGACAGAAUACGAGGAUGGUGGACGAGGAAUUGUUGAGAAGAAAUGCCCA